Megachile rotundata (alfalfa leafcutting bee) is the source of this 1592-nucleotide messenger RNA. RefSeq names its product RNA 3'-terminal phosphate cyclase (gene Rtca). NCBI's taxonomy places the organism in Eukaryota, Metazoa, Arthropoda, Insecta, Hymenoptera, Megachilidae. Gene Ontology annotation, cellular component: nucleus. Gene Ontology annotation, molecular function: RNA-3'-phosphate cyclase activity. Gene Ontology annotation, biological process: RNA processing. The record is from RefSeq and is a predicted model, not a curated record.
UGUGGCUUUCGAAAUAUUCUGACCUUUUAAAUGAAUUACUUUACUAUAAGGUAUUGUUCAUUUUUUGGUAUACUAAUGUCUGGUGCAACAGUAGGGGGUGGAAAUCUCCUCUUUGAUUGUUACUUUCUCUAGGGAUGCUAUAUUUACACUUGAAUGUACUUGAGUAUACCGCCCCUGUAUACGCAUCACGCACGUGUGAGAUGAUACCACGCAUUUGUUACAUACUAAAUUGUGUCACUCGUAAAAUGUCUUCUGCAGUACAAAUUGACGGAAGUUUAGGAGAAGGUGGUGGUCAAGUAUUAAGAAUAGCACUUUGUUUGAGUGCUCUAUAUAAAAUUCCAUUAAAAAUUAAUAACAUACGAGCGGGUCGCCCUAAACCUGGACUUGCAGCACAGCAUUUAAAAGGAGUAGAACUAUUGAAGAAUAUGUGCAAUGCUGAAGUACAAGGAGACUAUAUAGGAUCAACAGCUUUGGAAUUUAAACCCAAGCAACUAAAUAGUGAUAAAAGAAAUAAGUUUUUUAUAGAUACAGGAACUGCUGGUUGCAUUUGUUUGUUAGCUCAAGUAGCUCUACCAUGCGCUCUUUUCUUCCCUCAAAGAGUUACAUUAAUUCUUAAAGGAGGCACAAAUGUUCCGAUGGGACCACAUAUAGAAUAUCUUACUGAAGUGUUGAGACCAUUACUUAAUAAAUUUGGAGCUAAUUUUGAUUUCAAUGUUGUGUCAAGGGGUUAUUAUCCAAAAGGAGGCGGAGAAGUACAUUUACACAUAGAACCUGUGCAUUCAUUGAAAGCUGUUACUUUAACUAAUCCAGGAAUUCCUCGUGAUAUAGUAGGAUGGGCAUAUGUUGCAGGUGUUGUUCAUAUUAGAGAAGCAUAUAAAAUGGCAGACGAUGCAAAAUCAGUUUUAACAGAAGGUUUGAACAAACAUAAUAUUUCCUUGCCAUCAAUAAAUAUUGAAGCUUACAAAGAAGAUAAGACAGUAGCUGUUGGUAAUGGGUCUGGUAUUAAUAUAGUAUGUGCAACAACUACUGGAUGUGUUUUUGGUGGUUCUGGAUUGGGUUCUGGGCGUCAAGAACAAAUAUCACCAGGUACACAAGCAGCCAAGGAAAUUUUGGAUACAAUUUUAGCAGGAUCUUGUGUUGAUGAUCAUGCUCAAGAUCAGUUAAUAAUUUUGAUAGCUCUAGCCAAAGGUUUAUCCAAAAUUAAACUUGGAAGUAAAAAGCUUACUUGCCACACUGAAACUGCUAUAAAAGUAGCAGAAUUAAUGUUGAAGGAUUUCAAUCUUCGCUUUAAAUUAUGCGAAAAUAAGGAUAAAGACAGCAUUUCUUAUACUUUAGAAUGUGAAGGUUGUGGUUAUGAAAACAAAAAUAUAUGAUAAACAACACUUGCGUGUUUUGUAUGGCAAUAAUUGCUAUUUGACUGCAAAGGAUAUACUCGUAUACACACAUGUAUAGUAGCAAUAGCUGUUUGUAUUAUCGCAUAAUUUUUUAUUUUUCCUUAUUUAAAUAAAUUAUGUAUCAAGAUGUAUCUAUAUAAUAAGACAUUUCCAUAGUUUCUUAUAGUUUUAUAAAAUUACAGAUUUAAUUAUAAUUAA